Molecule: messenger RNA, 1608 nt
Organism: Dissoconium aciculare CBS 342.82
Lineage: Eukaryota; Fungi; Ascomycota; Dothideomycetes; Mycosphaerellales; Dissoconiaceae
Exons: 2
Coding region: 1-1281 (426 amino acids)
Biological process (GO): regulation of transcription by RNA polymerase II
Cellular component (GO): nucleus
Molecular function (GO): RNA polymerase II transcription regulatory region sequence-specific DNA binding; DNA-binding transcription activator activity, RNA polymerase II-specific
Source: RefSeq, a predicted model, not a curated record
AUGCCAUGGAAACGAAGCCAGGAAACGUCAUCAACAUCAUCUGAUCUCUUCUCCACUUUCGAAGUGUCUUCGGACCUUCACUACGCGCUUCGUCUUCCAGACCCGCCCGUGAACAACCCACCGCCGCCAACCACGGCUUCUCAACAACAAUCAUGGCCCUCACCACUAGCAAGAUCACGGCAUACGCCACAACCCGACUUCAGCGACUUUCCACUGUUCCUCAGCUCAGCAACUCUGUCUCCCGCCCCGACAGCUGCUGUUCCGCUUCGAGCCUCCUCGCUCGAUCUGACGCCGAAAUCUUCGUUUAGCUCCGCCGACUCUGCGGCGUUCUUCACGAACGACAAGACCUUUUCAGCCCCAUCCGUCAACGGAACACACUCUACUCGGCCAACUCGUCCGCCCGUUCCUCUCUUCCAUUCCACAUCGACCGGUGCAUCAGGAAUAUCACCCGUCAUUCCACACCCUCAGCACGUGACAGGUUUCCCAGACUUCACCAUGGGAGGCGCCGGUAAUUCUUCACCCUUCACUUCGACUAUUUCCUCAUCUCUAACAUUAUUAAAUUCAGACGUAAACGUCGCCUUUGACGGUACCUUCGGUGACCUCGCAAUGGACAACGACGUCAGCAUCUUUACCAACGGAAGCUUUGACUUCGAACUCAUGUCAUCAGUCAACGUUGACACGAACUUCGCUGCCUUCACUGGUGCGCCCGCUGUCAGCGGCGCCACCAUUUCUCCGAAGGAUCUAUUUCAGGAUUCGAUGCCUCCAUCUACAACCUUCACGAAUCUGAGCACCCCUGGAUCGACUUUCCUCGAGACUCCGGCAGACGAGUACCAGACUUCGCCCCUUUUCACUGACUCUUUGGAAUCUCUUAACUACCCCUCGCUUUUCCCAGAGGAGAACAUCGAACAUGCACCUAUCAAAAUGGAGCGUGUACCCUCGAAUCAGAUCGUUGUUCACCCUGGUGGCGAGUCCACCCACAAGCGCAGCUCAUUGCCCUCUUCAUCUCCCAUGAUCAGCACGCCCAUCCGACACUCCACCGUCGCUGGUGUCCAGUCUCGCAAGCGUGACAAGCCUUUGCCUCCGAUCAUGGUUGACCAGUGUGACCCCAUUGCACUGAAGCGUGCGCGAAACACCGCAGCUGCACGAAAGUCACGAGCGAAGAAGGUGGAGGAGCGUGACACUCUUGAGGAGACCAUCGCUGCGCUCCAGGCUCGUGUUGCUGAGCUUGAGGAUGAACGCGACCAGUGGAAGACCCGCGCCCUGGCCGGCUCUACUGUGUAAAGCUUUCUAUUGCUUUUUCUACACUCUCGUCGCCGAGUAUCUGCUUUCUAUGCUUGCCUGCUCCACAGAUCAUUAUGCUAGUGGUGAGAAUUGCCCCACACGUUUGUUAUCAUUACAUUCGUUCACCAGUCUUGACCUCUUCGCUUCGCGGCGAAUGAUGGGCGACUGUUCGAACGAGUUUUUCUCUUGUGCUUCUUGCGCUAUGCGAAUCCAGAAUGUACGAGGCCAUUGUGCCGAUUUGUUUUGAUUUUGGUCCUGACGUCUCCUGCCCGCCUGGCGAUGCGGUUGAUUGACUCGGAAGAGGGUUUUCAUGUUUUGGUAUUGCUC